This is a messenger RNA of Cicer arietinum (chickpea), 2042 nucleotides long. RefSeq names its product cyclin-A1-4. Gene Ontology annotation, molecular function: cyclin-dependent protein serine/threonine kinase regulator activity. The record is from RefSeq and is a predicted model, not a curated record. Gene Ontology annotation, biological process: mitotic cell cycle phase transition. Lineage: Eukaryota; Viridiplantae; Streptophyta; Magnoliopsida; Fabales; Fabaceae.
AUAUAAACUAAAUUUAUUGCACUCACACACACACAAACACCCUCACUCUCUCUUUUUCUUUUCAAAAGAAAAGCACCAUAACAUCACAACAGUAACGCUCUGAAACAAAACAAAAAGAAAAGCUCAAAUCUCUUUUCUUUCUUGUUUCUUGAUUAGAGCUAAACAAGCAAAGAACCCUAGUUGUAACAAAAUGUCGAAUAACAAUCGUCGUUCGUCGUUUUCUUCGUCAACGACGUCGUCUAUGGCUAAACGACAUCCUCCAGUAUCCGUUUUAUCUUCGGAUAACAACAACGCCGGAAAGGUUAUCGCCUCCGCCAAGAAGCGUCCUCCUCUCACUAACCUCACCAAUCAAAACGCUUCUCGCAACUCUUCCAAUUUGGUAACGAAAGUUGCAAAGACGAAGAAAGAGACAUCGCAAUGCAAUUCUUCUUCAAGUUCAGCAAUUUCCGGCAACAAAAAACCUACUUUUUCAAAUGUUAAAUCCGCUUCUGUUGUUUUUCCUAAAGCCACAAUUACCACUACUAGUACUACUUCAUCAUUCAGUGAAAGGAAUGAAGUUGUUCCGUUGGUUGCAAACUUCAAUGUUCCGGUUUCGAGUAGCAUGGAUUUAUCUUUAUCACCUGGUAAAUCAGAUGGAAUGUCGGUCUCUAUGGACGAAACGAUGUCGUCUUGUGAUUCUUUCAAGAGUCCUGAUAUUGAAUACGUGGAUAACACUGAUAUUCCAGCUGUUGAUUCUAUUGAGAGGAAAACUUUCUGUAGUCUUAACAUUUCUGAUAAUAAAUAUCAAUCAGGAAAUAUAUGUAGUAGAGACAUUCUUGUUGAGUUGGAAAAGGGGGAGAAAAUUGUUAAUAUUGAUAACGAUCACGUGGAUCCUCAGCUCUGUGCUUCCUUUGCUUGUGAUAUCUACAAGCAUCUGCGUGCAUCUGAGGCAAAGAAAAGACCUACCACGGAUUUCAUGGAGAAAAUCCAGAAGGACAUUAAUCCCAGCAUGCGUGCUAUUUUGAUUGACUGGCUAGUGGAGGUGGCUGAAGAGUAUAGACUUGUACCUGAUACAUUGUAUUUGACAGUAAACUACAUUGAUCGGUAUCUUUCUGGGAAUGCCAUGAAUAGGCAAAAAUUACAAUUACUUGGAGUUGCUUCUAUGAUGAUUGCCUCCAAAUAUGAGGAGAUUUGUGCACCCCAGGUGGAGGAAUUUUGUUACAUAACUGAUAACACAUACUUCAAGGAAGAGGUUUUGCAGAUGGAAUCUACUGUCUUGAAUUUUCUGAAGUUUGAAAUGACUGCACCAACAGUUAAAUGCUUCUUGAGAAGAUUCGUACGUGCAGCUCAAGGAGUUGAUGAGGUCCCUUCACUGCAACUAGAGUGCUUGGCAAACUAUCUUGCCGAAUUAUCUCUCUUGGAAUACAGUAUGCUUUGUUAUGCUCCAUCACUUAUAGCAGCUUCAUCAAUUUUCCUGGCCAAAUUUAUGCUUUUUCCAUCAACGAAACCAUGGAAUGCGACAUUGCAGCAUUACACUCUCUACCAGCCUGCUGAUUUGUGUGCUUGUGUAAAGGAUCUCCAUCGUCUUUGUUGCAACAGCCCUACUUCUAAUUUGCCUGCAAUUAAGGAGAAAUACAGUCAGCACAAGUAUAAAUAUGUAGCUAAAAAGUACUGCCCUCCUUCAAUACCUCAAGAUUUUUUCCAGCAUUAAGCAGAGUUGAAAUUUUGAAUGUCCAAUUUCCAGUUGGAAAGCGCUAGAUUGACACAAAAUCUCCAUAGAGAAGGGCUUCUUGUAUCUGCUUAAUUGAUGCCCACAAAAACCGUUCUCUUCAAGAAGCAACUUGUAUCAUUAGCUACUGCUUCUGCACCAUUAAUGCUAGAUGUAACCAAUUUCUAGAUUUCUUGCCCAAUAAUGGCCAGCUAGGAAAUGUAACGGAGAAAAAAUGACAAAUUUAGAAGUGAGUAAACAUGACACUACGGGGUGUAUCAUCAUUGUUAGUUCAUGUAAUCUUUCUAACCUUUUCAAGGUUUUUAAAACAGUUCAACCAUUAAAUCCAAUUAAA